UCUCCUGGUCCCCGCAAUCCGACCACCAUGUCCGCUGCUGCUGCUGCUGCUGCUCCCAUGCUCGAGAGCACGGAGCCACCGGCCGAUGGUGGCAAGCCGAGCAGCACCACGCCCACCUUUACCUUAUCCUUCCUGGCGCUGACGACGUUUGCCCUCGUGGGAACCGCAUGGCGCGCGACGAGGCUCGCAAGAUCCUACCGCGCCGACCAGCAGGCAUGGAAGAGCGUCGCCAUGCGGCUCCUCGUGCAGCACAAGGAGAUGCCCGCCGUCAUGCCUCCGCCUCGCCACUAUGGGCGGCAUCGCCGCGGGCAGCCGUUUUCGAGGGAUGAGCGCUCCGUGGAAGAGCUGUCGAGCCCUGCCUUUUCCGAACAAUAUCUGGACCAGCAACACAAGCGACACUGCAACUGGGAAGAGCACGAAAAGGUGCGCGAGUGGAACAAGUGGCGACGAGAAGCGAGCGAGCGAGUCGAGAGCAGAGAUCGGGACGCGGCUGGCGCUGCACUCCCACAGCGCAGGUACGACUUGUCUGGCAACCUGAUCAAGGAAAUACUCCCCGUUUCGAAGAAGCUUCUGCCCGAUGGCAUGACUGGCAUCGAUGCACGCAUCAAGGCCGACGAGGCGGACGUGGAGAGCCCUCACCCGCAUCACGACUGGAAUUGGACGCCCGCCGACCACCCACGGAUCCCCAAGGGUCGGCCCAGUCGUCGCUCAUUCGCCCAGUCCUCUACCCAGCAGAACGCAAGAGGGCGUCGAGAAAGAAUGGCGGACUCGGUCGGGUGGACCUCCAAGAAUGCCGACGGGGCACUGUGGGCCAGCGCUGGAUCCCCUUCCGCCGACCCUGAACCCAGAAGAGUAGAAGAGCCAUGGAAGGGCAUCCUUCAAGAGUCGUCAAGCGAGCAAUUCGUGCAAGAUUCGGAGGGCGAGAUGGUCAACGAGGGCUUCAAGGCUGACGAAGUUGCAAACCCCGAGAUGGACCCGAAGAGAAAAAACGCAGAUGACGACUUGGAGCUGCUGGCUUCCAUCGUACACCAAGAGGCUGGCCAGCCUGACGUCGUCGAGAAGCACACAACAGAGAGAAAAGCAGCAGCAGUAGCAUCGGCGACGAAGGAUGACGCAGACCGCGAGGAACGGCUCAUGGCUUCGAUCCUGUGGCCCGAUGCCGUCCUGUCUGCCGACAAGACUAUCAUCGCCGAGGGCAUUCUCGACGAGGUGGCCGAAAAGAGGGCAGGUGCUGUUGACGAGCGACGAGGCACGGCAGAAGGCUUGCGGCCAGCGCAGUCGGCUCUUGAGCAGCGAAGUGGUCUCCCUAAGGACAAGAAAGAUGAAGUGCUCGAGCUUCUGGAGAAGGAAGUAGCCGACGCAAAGGGGAGGAUGGCGAGCCUGGAGUCAGGCUUCGAAGGACUGCAGAAGCGCGACGAGCACCGGCUGAGAUCCGAGUCGGAGGCAGAGGCGAGAGUCGAGGCGCUCGAACGGCAGAUCUGGGCGCUGCGGGCUAGGCUCGAUGAGGCCGACACCAAGGCAAGGUACCAGGACCACGACGAGGGCAGCGACAAUGACGCCUCCUUCUUCAACAAGAAGCAAACCACUGCCCGGGACCUGCUCCGUCGUCGAUUCCGCAUGCACUCGCACUUCUUCUUCUAAACUAUCAAUACACGUGCGCUUCCAUUGCUAUCGUACACUGCAUGGCCUCUGCCCCCACCUUCAUCACCACUCCUGUGAUCGCAGAAAUGACAUCACCGUUCCUCCUUGGCUCUACUUUG
Molecule: messenger RNA, 1760 nt
Organism: Acaromyces ingoldii
Lineage: Eukaryota; Fungi; Basidiomycota; Exobasidiomycetes; Exobasidiales; Cryptobasidiaceae
Exons: 2
Coding region: 28-1641 (537 amino acids)
Source: RefSeq, a predicted model, not a curated record